Molecule: messenger RNA, 723 nt
Organism: Rotaria sp. Silwood2
Lineage: Eukaryota; Metazoa; Rotifera; Eurotatoria; Philodinida; Philodinidae
Source: the annotation of a GenBank genome assembly
AUGAUUGACCUUACUCAGAAGGACUGGUGGUUUCAACAUUAUCAAGGCUGUGACAAAGAACCGCCAGCCGAGGGUAACUAUCUUGAACUGCCGGCAGGAGGCUCAUUCACUGUUGAAAUUGCUACUAAUCGUGCUUUCACAACUUUUGGUCACAACAGAAAUUUCAACGGAUAUUUUGGUGGUCCACAAGAGCUCGAAUAUACCCCUUGGGGCUGUGUUUCCUAUCCUAAUUUGCACACACCAAAUCAAACUUUAGCACCGGGAACAGUUUUUGCCAUCUCAUAUCAGAAUAGCAUCGAUAAAGUUACACCGGAAAAUUUGGUUGUCUUCACUGUAAGAUAUAAAACUCCCUGGCAAAGAGUAACGUCGUACGAUGUGCCAAAAGAUUUACCUCCCUGUCCUCCAGGCGGUUGUACAUGUGCAUGGGGAUGGAUCCCUAUGGGCUGUGGACAACCAAACAUGUAUAUGCAAGGUCAUAAAUGUAUUGUCACUGGCUCAACUUCCACAAAAAAGCUUGCUGCAGCUAAACCUCCAGUUUAUUGUGAAAAUGAUCGUUCGAAAUGUGUACAAGGAGCAAAUCAAAUGAUCUUCUAUUUUCAAAAAGAUGGUAACAAUGUCUUUAAUGUUCCAAAAAUGCCAACGUACAACGAAGUCAUGGGCUUUUCAGAAGGCGCACAGAAUGAUAUUUUUGAAGACUCUAAUUUAGGGUCGAUUGUGGGCUAA